Striga asiatica is the source of this 427-nucleotide messenger RNA. The record is from the annotation of a GenBank genome assembly. NCBI's taxonomy places the organism in Eukaryota, Viridiplantae, Streptophyta, Magnoliopsida, Lamiales, Orobanchaceae.
ACACUACAUUUCUGAAUAUCAAGACAAAAAUGAAUCAAAUUUUUCUGUUGUGGUUGUCUAUGUGAACGAGGAUAAUAUUGAAAAUAUGCUGCCUUUGGAUGAAACAAACACAUCUGUUCACUCACAGAGACUCGGCAAACAGGUUGCCGUUGAGGAGCAGCUCACACCAACUGCACACAAAGUUCUUGCCUCAAUACUUAGUACACCAUCACCAAUUACCCUUGAGAAACAAAACAAACAAGGAGCAAAAAGAUCCAUCAACUUUGAUCUCCAAACAAAUGAACCACCUGAUGCAGACCAAGUAGAAGCAGAUCAUCCAGAAGGACCAGUCAGUGGAGGUUCGACUAAACGCCAGAAAAAAAAAUCCAUAGCCAAGCCCUCUAAAAUACCCUUUCUUUUGUGUAGACGCUACGUUUUGGAAGACCGA